UCUCUCUCUCUCUCUCCACACGCACACACAUCUAUUUAUAUAUGUAUCAUACUCAAAACGGAAGCUAGAAGAUAAUUGGAAUUUAAGGCAGAUAUUAGCUAGGGAGGUUGAGGUUGUGGGAGAAGAAAUUGAUGGCGAUUGGAAGGAGAGCUAGAAGCCUGAUGGGGCCUAUCUUAACAGCCAACUUCGUUGGAUAUCUAAUCUUACUUGGACUCGCCGGAUGGUCUCUCGACAAAUUCAUCGACGGUGAACAGAAUCACCCUCAUUUAGGGGGGAAUCAGUCGACUAGUUUUAUGCUGGUGUUUGCGUCGCUUGCUGGGGCUAUUGGUGUUUGUUCGGUGGUGGCUGGGUGGGUGCACCGCCGCGCCUGGCGGAGCGAUAGCUUGGCCGCCGCAGCUUCUUCGGCAAUCGCCGGCUGGGCCCUAACAGCCCUUGCUUUUGGGCUUGUAUGCAAGGAGAUCAUAAUGGGGGGGCACAGAGGAAAAAGAUUGGUAAUUAGCAAUGACACAUUGCUCUUCCUUUCUCUGUUGUGUCUAUGCAUUCAAGCAAUAGCAAUGAAAAAUUACCUGGAUUGCAGCAAACACUGGAAGCAUUCAUCGCAAUAUCAACCUUGAGCCAGCUGCUGUAUUUGUUGCUCUUGCACACCGGCAUGUUCGACAGCCGGUUUGGACCGUUGUAUUGAAGCUAUGGCGGCGCUGCUAUGACAAACAGGAGCAAGAUUGGUAAUUAGCAACUUUGCAGCAUGCAUUUGUUUCUGUUUGAUCCUAUGAGAACUUGCUUGAAUUGUCCUGAAAAAUUUGUUGUUUCGCAUGAUAUAAUCAUCGUAUGUGUCCAUUUUCACUUCAAACUUUGUUGUUUCACACACACACAGACAGUCCAUCGAGUUCUAGGGAUGUGUCGAUGUGUUC
Molecule: messenger RNA, 908 nt
Organism: Diospyros lotus (date-plum)
Lineage: Eukaryota; Viridiplantae; Streptophyta; Magnoliopsida; Ericales; Ebenaceae
Product: membrane protein PM19L-like
Exons: 3
Coding region: 132-614 (160 amino acids)
Source: RefSeq, a predicted model, not a curated record